AUGGACAAUUAUGAACCAAAACCAUAUUAAAAAUUUGAUUGGGAAGAAUACAAUAGAAAAAGUGCAAUUGAAAAGGAAUAGUAUGAAAAAAUAUCCAAAGAAAUUUAAGAAACUUAGGAAAGAUCAAAACAAACUUUAGCAAGCUUGGAGAUAACAUUCAAAAAUCUUGAUGAAGCAAAAACUUAAGCUAGAUAAACUGUUGAUAAUAUAGAUAAGUUUAAAAAAUAGUUCAGUGAUGCUAUGGAUAAAUUAUUAGAAAAUAUUGGAAGAUCUAUGGGAGCAAAUAAUAUUAAAUCAGAUGAAUAAAAUCCUAAAACUGCUCAAGAAGUUACUGUUGAAUAAGCAUCAAAACUAAUAACUAAAAAUGUAUUAAUAUUAUGUGGAGCUGGUUUAAGUUAUGCAAGUGGAGUACCAACAUUUAGAGGCAAAGAUGGAUAUUGGACAAAAGGAGAAGAUACAUUUGAAUGCCAAAAGGUUUUGACAAAUGAAUUUUUAACAAGUAAUCCAGAUUUAUGUUGGGAAUGGCAUAAAGACUUUUAAAAGAUGCUAAUUAAUAAAAAACCUAAUGCAGGACACAUAGCAAUUGCCAAUUAUAAAAAGAAGAAUCCAAAUACUUUAAUAGUAUCAUAAAAUAUUGAUAAUAUUCUCACUUCUAUACUACCUUAAAAAUAAAUCAAACAUGGUCAUUAUGAAUCAAUCUAUGAAAUACAUGGUAAUAUCAAAUAUAUGAGAUGCAUGAAAGAAUGCACUCUCAAAAAAGAUGAAUUAGCCACACUUUAUGAUAUGCCAGAUCUUACUAAGAAUUUAAGACCAAAAUGCCCUCAAUGUGGAGAAGAUGCAAGACCUCAUAUAUUAUUUUUUGAUGAAUCCUAUACUAAUGAAAAUUGUAGGAUCUAAGAGUUAUAAGAAAAGUAUGAUAACUAUGAUACCAUCAUAGUGGUUGGUACAAUGCUUGAAACAGGAUGUGCUAAAUCAACUGUUUGCAAAUUUAUUAAAAAAAAGGCCAUUAUAAUUGAGAUUAACCCAGAACCUAUAAUUGAAGUUGGAAAUACUUAUCAAAUAAAAGGAAAAUCAGAAGAAAUCUUGCCAAAAUUAUUGAAAUGA
Paramecium pentaurelia is the source of this 1104-nucleotide messenger RNA. The record is from the annotation of a GenBank genome assembly. Lineage: Eukaryota; Ciliophora; Oligohymenophorea; Peniculida; Parameciidae.